UCUACUUGUCGGUUUGUUUAUUUACGAUUUAGUACAACCGAUCAAUAAGAAAAGAACCGAUUCAGAGUACACCUAACUAUACAUAUAAUUAGGAACAAGAUAAAAGUUCUCAUAUACGUUUGCAUGUCAUUUUUAUUCAAAUGAAAUGUACAACACGUACUGUGUAUAGUAUCGAGUUUCGAGUAUCCAACUUGUCAACUCCUUUUUUUUUUAAAGGAAAAAUACAUUGAAAUUAGGAUAGCCUUAUGUCAAUAUUGCAUCCUAAUUUAUCUAAGGUAAUAAAAUGUAGAACAUAUACUACGUAUUAGGGUGUCCAAUUUUCGAAUAUAGGAUCUGAACUGGUCCAAAAUUUCCUUAUCGGAAAAAUGUGAUCCGAAUCCAAUCCGAAAGUUUGGGUUAUCCGAAAUUUUCGGAUCGGAUACCCAAAAAUGUGAAAUCAAUACGAAUACAAUUUUUUUUUAAAAAAAAUUAGGGUGCUAGAACCUAUCGGUGCCAAAUUUGAAAUUUCCCGCCACACUGCGCGCGUUGCGCGCAGCCAGCUACUAGUGAUAGAAAAAGUUGAAGAGAAUAUGAGAAAAUCACCAUUGCGUUUAGCUGUAUUUUCAACCUUUUUUUCUAGGAUUAGAAAUAGCCCUGGAUUUUCAAAUGCUAUCGACCGCUAUUACAAGAGUAAAUCCUACUAUGGGGAUGGAGUGGAAAGAUCAGGAUUGGCACUCUGGUUUCAUCUGUUAAUACUACAUGUAUUAAUCAAACCAACUCAAAAUAUCUUCACACUUCCAACCAAGCUAAUAAGAUCGGCUGACUGGAGCAAAAGUAAGUCGGACAAUGUUGAUGGGUGGGUAAAGCAAGGAACGAAUGGAGAAAACGAUGAUAAGUGUGAUACUCAAUCUUAUGUGAAGAAAUUGUCAGGAAAAGUGAAGAAGAGAGUCAAGGAUGACCUGUUAAUACAGGAUGGCCUCAUUCCCUCCAUACAUAUUAUACAACAGGUGGCUCAAUACCUUUUGACUGCUAGAAAAGCUUUGUCAAAUGAUAAAUAUACUUCUGAUAUCCUCCUAAAUCUGGAGAGAGAGAGCCAAGAUGGGAUUAUCAAAAGAGACCUCAUGACUGUCAUGAAGCAAUUAAUUGAAGGUGGAAACAGCGCAAAUGAGGAGGUCCAUCAAUCAUCUGGAGCUUCUAAAAAUGGAAGAGUGAAGCAUGAAUUUGACUAUUUUCAAGAUCAAUUACCCGAUCAGCCACUUGAAAUGAAAGAAGAAACAGAGCUUGAAAGAAUAAGAAAAUGGAUGGAAGGGGCACGUACCAAUUGUUUGCUCCUUGCAAAUACAUUGAGCAGUGCAAAAGAGGUUGUGGAUUGUUUGAACAAAAUAAUCAGCACACUUCUAAUCGCGGCAACUUUUGUGAUGUGGUUGCUUCUAACUGGAUUGGCUACUACGAAAUUAUUAGUCGUCAUAGCAUCACCAUUGUUGGCUGCAACAUUUAUAUUUGGAGAUUCUUGCAAGACCCUAUUUCAAGGCAUCAUAUUUACAUAUGUGGUGCAUCCUUUUGAUGUUGGCGAUUUAUGCGUCAUUGAUCAGAAAAUGAUGGAGGUUAGAACUAUUGGGGUGUGGAAAACAACUUUCACAAAAGUUGGUACGCAAGAAGAAGUAAUAUUUACAAAUACACAAUUAGCCAACAAAGAUAUCAUCAACCACAAGACCGAGUUUGAUUGGAACGACUGUGUAGAGCUUGAUGUAGCUUCUCUGAAUAAGAAACAAAUCAUGACACUGAAAGAAAAAAUUGAAAAACAUCUUGAUGAUAGCAAAGACAAGAAAUUCGCCACAGAUUAUAAUUGUGUCACGGUGUUGACAACUGGAGAUAAUAACCUAAAGCUAGCCAUGAGUUUUAGACACAAUGAGGAUCGUAGAAACUGCAUUUACUCUGAAUGUCUGAAGACGAAGCACAAUCUAAGAUCCGAGUUGAUUCUCCAUGUACACGACCUCUUGGAGCAAGCGAAAGCUGAGACAUUAAAAACUCCAGAGGAAUCUACAAAGCAAGCUGAAGAAAAGAAGGAAAUUUGAAUGUUGUGAUUGAGGCUGAACUUGGUAGGGAGGACCCGUGUUUGAACCCCCGCAACAACAAUUUGGAGGGGACUGUUAUCUAUCCACUCAGAACUCGCCCUGAAUCCGGAUUAGCCAUAAGGGUAAAUCGGGUGGUACACCAAAAAAAAAAAAAACUACGUACUACAUAUUCAAUCUUUUGCAAGAUGUACCAGUGAAGACUGAGGGCCUAGUAAUUAAAACUGAGAACAUGUACACAAUCUGGUGAUAUACAAUAUGGUGAAGACUGAGGGUUUAGUGAUUAAAACCGACAACAUGUAUUCAAUAUGUUAUAUGCUCAGCUCAUUUGCAAUAAUCCAAUGAAGCAAUAAUUUGAUUAGAAUUAAGUAACUUAUUUAUAUAAAUCCAUAAUAAUAAUAAUAAUAAUGCAUACUUCAACUGACAUAUGUUACAUGCUCAUCCAAUGAAGCAAUAAUUUGACUAGAAUUAAGUAACUUCUUUCUAUAAAUCCAUAAUAGUAAUAAUGCAUACUUCAAUUGAGAUAUAUAUGUCCCAUGCAUGCACAUAUUGACUGUGUGAAAGCAUCAUAUUUAGUAGACCAGAAUUUGAUGCGAUUUUGUUAUAUGUUUGUAAAGGAAAAGUAACUAAGAUUAGAUGCUAUUCUAUCACAUAUCCUGAUAGCAACUACGUAUUUACGUACUAGUAGGUUACACGCGCACUUAAACAAAAAUCAUACUUCAUAAUAAUUAGACAAUUAUAUACAUUGAAAAAAUAUUUUGAAUUUCAUUUUAUGAUUGGUUGGAAUUACAAAUGAUGUUCAGAGUUGUAAUUAACCGAUUAUGAAUAUCUUUUUUGAGUAUUGAGGCAAGCAUUAAUCAAAGACAACACUAUAUUCUCUUCGCCUGGUCUAGUCACCUUUUCUAGUUUAUGAUUUGGACCGGUAUGAUUUUCCUUAAUCUGAUCUUAAUUUUUUUAGUGUGGUCUAGUUUGAAUGUGGGUAUUUACGGAUUAGUAGGUUACACACGCACAUAAACACAAAUCAUACUUCAUAUCAAUUAGACAAUUAUAUACAUUGAGAAAAUAUCUUGGAUUAUAUUUUAUGAUUGGUCGGAAUUACAAAUGAUGUUGAGAGUUGUAAUUAAUCCUCUUUUGGGUAUUGAGGCAAGGAUUAAUCAAAGGUAAGGGCUAUAUUCUCUUUGCUUGGUCUAGUUAGUUUUUCUAGUUUCUGGUCUGUACUAGUCUGAAUUUUCUUGUUUGAUCUUAAUUAUGUUUUUUUUGGUAUUGAGAUAAACAUUAAUCAAAGGCAAGGGCUAUAUUCUCUUCGCCUGGUUUAGUCAGCUUUUUCUAGUUUUUGGUCUAUACUGGUCUGAUUUUUCCUUAUCUAGUCUGGUGUGAUUUGACUGUGGAUGUUUUUACUUUUUCUGAUCUGAUCUGAUUUUCAAGUGAAGAGAAGAUACCCUAAUUUCAAGUUGUCACUAACUUUGACCUAUUUAAU
Messenger RNA from Spinacia oleracea (spinach), 3528 nucleotides. RefSeq lists its product as uncharacterized. The record is from RefSeq and is a predicted model, not a curated record. Gene Ontology annotation, biological process: detection of mechanical stimulus; monoatomic anion transport. Lineage: Eukaryota; Viridiplantae; Streptophyta; Magnoliopsida; Caryophyllales; Amaranthaceae. The coding region runs from base 570 to 2054 and encodes 494 amino acids. The transcript is spliced from 7 exons. Gene Ontology annotation, molecular function: mechanosensitive monoatomic ion channel activity. Gene Ontology annotation, cellular component: plasma membrane.